Caenorhabditis remanei is the source of this 414-nucleotide messenger RNA. RefSeq lists its product as uncharacterized. The record is from RefSeq and is a predicted model, not a curated record. The coding region runs from base 1 to 414 and encodes 137 amino acids. Lineage: Eukaryota; Metazoa; Nematoda; Chromadorea; Rhabditida; Rhabditidae. The transcript is spliced from 5 exons. Gene Ontology annotation, biological process: sleep; positive regulation of voltage-gated potassium channel activity; regulation of synaptic transmission, cholinergic.
AUGCGUGCCGCCUGUUUCAUCCUCCUUGCUUCUCUCGCCUUGGGAGUUAGUGCCAACCUGUCGUGCUACCAAUGUACAACCAACGAGAACCCAACCUGCGGAGUUAACGACGAAUCUGCUCUUGCUGCUUUCAAGAAGGUCUGCGAACCACUCAGCGAAGGAUCACUCAAGGGAACUGCAGCCAUCGGAUGCCGUAAAAUCAGCCAAAACGUCGAAGGAGUUUCUUCUACCAUCAGAGAGUGCGCUUACUCCGGAGAGAACGUUGAUGGAUGGAAGAAAACCGGAAACCACGGAAUCCAAUUGUACUACUACCAAUGUGAAAACGAGCAGAGCGGAACCCCAUGCAACUCUAUUGGAAACGUUUUCUCCCCACUCUCCAUUCUCACCCUCAUCGCGAUCUACCUUCUUCAAUAG